AUGACCCAGGUUGAACCUAUGAGAAACAGUGAGGUUUCUGCUGGUUCUUCUGGGAAAGAGACUCUUACAUUUUUCCUCUGUACUGAACACCAGAAAGGAUCCAAGACUGAAGCUGCUACCAUUCUCUUGCAGACACAGGAAGCUCGGAUUAAUUCUAAUCAUGAACAGUCUGCCUCAGACGUCCAUGGCAGGAAUGAGAGUCCCAACAGCAGCCACCAGAACCUCAAAAUCACAGCCAAACAGGCGAUCUCCUGGAGAAUCUGCUUGAAGACCAGAAGCGUGAAAAGAUUUAGGGAGGAGUUUUUAAAACAGAAGUUCAGUGAAGAAAAUAUUUUGUAUUGGCUAGCAUGUGAAGAUUUUCAGAAAAUGCAUGAUAAGAAACAGAUGCAAGAAAAGACAAAGAUCUACAUGACCCUUCUCAAACAAAGUCAAUGUUAGGGGCAGUCCUGGCUCAGUGAAAAGAUCCUGGGAGAACCACACCCUCAGAUGUUCCAGAAACUCCCGGACCAAGUCUUAAGUCUCAUGAAGUACAAUGGUUAUGGUUCCUUCUUAAAGUCUGACUUAUUUUUUAAACACAAAUGAACCAAGGAAAAGGAAGAAGAUCUGCCCAAUGCCCAAGGUGCAGCUAAAAGAGCCUCAAGGAAUAUCAGAGGUGUAACUAGGAUGACUAAGACAGAAAGGCACCUUGAAGACCUCAGAGAUGACUCUCCUCUGAAGGCCAGAGAUGACAGUGAUGGAUGCUGCAUUGGAAUUGGAUUCCCUGAUCUCAACGGAACCAUGGGAAACAAGAUAGAUGAAAUUACCCUAAUAAGUCACAAGAAUGAAGAGAUAAUCAGAGGGAUCUGCGGCAAUGACCCGUUGAUCAUCAAAUUCCUAGAAGCUUGCUAA
Molecule: messenger RNA, 888 nt
Organism: Trichechus manatus latirostris (Florida manatee)
Lineage: Eukaryota; Metazoa; Chordata; Mammalia; Sirenia; Trichechidae
Gene: RGS10
Product: regulator of G protein signaling 10
Exons: 5
Biological process (GO): regulation of G protein-coupled receptor signaling pathway
Cellular component (GO): cytoplasm; nucleus; plasma membrane
Molecular function (GO): GTPase activator activity
Source: RefSeq, a predicted model, not a curated record